GACGUAAACAUAGAUUUUUUUCAAUUUGAUUUUUAUUAUAAGUUUUUCUAAACCACAGUGUUAUUAAAAUGGAUUUAAAAUCCAAACAAGGACCUGUUUCCUUGGAAAAAUAUAAAAAAUGUGGUGAAGUUUAUAGAUCUCCAGUUCUAAGUGACAAAAAAUACAUGUUUUUAUCAUGUAUUUAUUGUAAAGAUAUAUUUUGGGAAUUGGAAGGUUUCUUGCAACAUCUGGAUAAUGUUCAUCACACAAUUGAAGAUAAUUCUUCAAAUUUAUAUAAAGAAGAGGAGCUUAAUGAAGAUAAUUUAAUAAAUAAUGAAAAUAUUACAGCAUUAACAAUUGAAGCAAAUACAUUAAAACGGAUUUCAUAUAGCAUUGGUGAAAAUGAUCCUUUAGAUGAACAACAUUAUGAUUAUGGCGAUCUUUUGCCUACCGCUAUUAAAGAGGAACCUUCUGAAACUAAUGAACACGAUGGUAAAAUGAUUGCUAAACUUGGUGCUACUCAAGCCAAGGAAGUUUUAGAAAUAUAUCCAUUAGAAUAUGAUGACAAUAGCAGUGAUGAAGAUUAUGAGCCAGAUAAAGUAAGCUCUGAUGAUGAUAAUGAUGACAAUACCGGGGAAUAUCUAAAUGAGGAAUCUGACCAAGAUUCCGAAGAUAAUAAUGACCACGAAGAUAUUGAGUUAUUGGAAGCAAAUAUUGAAGAUAAUAAGAAAACAAAUCUUAAGCGUUUUACAAAAAAUCGUGAAUUUAUUAAAGCAGUUAUAAGUGCCUAUCAAAAGCAAAGUUUGUUAUGGGACAUGGAAUAUAAAACCACAAAACGCAGUUCGCCAGAUAAACAAAAAGCCCUUAAAAUAAUACUAAAGGAAAUUAAUGAUAAAUUUGAAAUUAGUGCUACCCAGCAGCAAAUAGAACGUAUAAUCAAACGUCUUAAGUUGAGAUUUAUACAUUAUUCGCGUUUAAAAGAUAAGGGAGAAACGUAUAAACCUUUGUGGUUCUAUGAUUUAUUGAAAUUUUUAGAACCUCACUUAAAGGAAAAUAAACUGCGAAGCGGUAUUUGCAAACAAUUAAAUGAUGAACAAUUUCUUACAUUACUUAAGUUAUUUAAAGAAAAUGAAUGUUUUUGGAAUGAAAAUAAUAUUUAUCAUACAUCCGUUAUUAAUAAGCAAGAAAUUUUAAAAACAAUAACCAAUGAUUUUUCAAAACUUUAUGAAUUAAAAGAUUUCAAUACUGAUAUUAUGCAAAAUACAAUAGAGGAAAUCAUAGAAAUGGCUCGAGAGGAGAAUACGAAUAAGAUGCGUUAUAUGGCAAGUAAUAACAAUGACGCCUAUCAUUCUAGUAAUAAAUUUUAUAAAGAAAUUGAAUUUUUAUUGCCACAUGUGGGUCCGUUUAAAUGUCAUUAUUGUCCAAAAACAUUUACGGAUAUUUACGCUUAUAAAUUUCAUAGAUCAAGACAUGAAGGCACCAAACCGUUCCAGUGUAUGCUAUGUCCUCGAGAAUUAACGCACAAAAAAGAAUUUGUUUGCCAUUUAAGGCGUCAUACGAAAGAGUGUCCUUUUCAGUGUAAUGAAUGUGAUAAAUCAUUUCCCAGCAAAAAGGAAUGGCAUCGACAUGUUAUAAAACAUGGCUCUAAACCUUAUGUCUGUGAAUUGUGCGCCGAUAGUUUCUAUACCCAACAUCAGUUAACUAAUCACAUGAAAAAUCAUAACAAUAUACGGGAUCAUGUGUGUCCUGAAUGUGGCAAAGGCUUCACUCAUCGUGGCUUGUUAAGGCAACAUUUGCAGACCCACAACAAAACUAAAUGUUUAUGUACUCUUUGUGAUAAUAUCUAUUCAAAUCCGCGUAGUUUACGCAAACAUUAUGUAAGAGUUCACGAGUCCGGACAAGAACCAUCGGCUGCCUCUAUGGCUCAGUAUAAUUGUCAGAUAUGUAAAAUAACAUUUUCCUCUAUACAAGAUGCCAAACAACAUCGGAAAGAGCAUAAACAAAGUAAUCCUGCUGAACGUAAACAUGUUUGUGAUAUAUGUGGUCAUCAUUUUGCUUAUCCCCGAAAUUUGGCCGAUCACAAAAAGACCCAUUCAAAUAUACGCGAUCAAGUAUGUGAUGUGUGUGGAAAGGCUUUUACCAAUACUAACCUAUUGAAUCAACAUAAAAAUGUUCAUACGGGCGAGAAGUUUGUGUGUAAGGCGUGUGGUAAAGAUUAUGCUCAUUAUCGUGGUCUUUGUCGGCAUAUAACAAAAGCUCAUGGUACUAAUAUCCGGGAUUUGGAUGCCUUAUUGGAGAAACAGAAACUGACUGCAAAUACACAAAUGACUGCAUUAAGUUUAACGAAUUAUAAUGCAUAUUCAAAUUAUAAAAAAUGUGGAGAAAUAUUACAAUCUCCAAUUAUAGGAGAAAAACAAUAUGCCCUGUUGUGUUUGCAAUGCCAUGAAAUUUGUUUACAAUUUCAAACAUUUAUGAUACAUAUAGAACAGGAACAUGAAAACUCCUAUCUAGAUGUAAAGACCAAGGAGGAAAAUAAAGAUUUUAACGAAGAGGAUGAUAUUGUGCUCAGUGAAUACGGUAAAACCGAUAAUGAAGAGGAUGAGGAUAAAAAGGAUUUUCUUAUGGAUCCUUUAGAAGAGCCAGAGGUAUUAUUGAUUAAAAAUCCCCCUUUAAAAGAAAAAGAUCAAGUUUGUAGCAGCAGACAAGAAUCAAAAAGAAAAUCUCAUCAUAAAAAAAUACCAGAAAAAGAUGUUAAACAGGAGCCACUCGAUGUUGAUAGUAAAUCAUUUACUGAUGGAACAAUAACAAAUGAAAUUGAGUUUGUAAACUCAAAUGUACAUAGUGAUGAAGAUGAAUUGGAUGUUGGGGAUUUGGAGGAUAAGAAAGAGAAAUUAAUUAAAAUUACAAAAAUAGACGAUAGUGAUGAAUAUUUUGACGAUGAAUAUAUAAGAGAUGAUGAUGAUGACGAAGAUGAGGAAGAAGAAUUUUUGGAUGAAAUAAAAACACCGCCAGCCAAAAAGUCCAAAGUUAAAAUGGACGAUGGUCUAGAUAUCGAUGAGUUUAUGCAAAAUAAAAUGAAAGUAUUAUUAUUUAUAACUUCGUAUCAGAAACAAGAUGAACUAUGGGAUGCAACCAGACCACCGAAAUUAGUAAAUCGAUGUCGAAAAAAACGUGAGGAAUGCUUAAAAAUCAUCUGUGAUGAAUUGGAGAAAAUGCAAAUUCAAAUGACCACAAAAGAUGUGGAGAAAUGUAUAAAAUACAUGAGAGUACGUUAUAUACGCGAGGUGCGUAUACGUAUGAAUUAUAUAAAAAAUAAAGAUAAAGACUAUAAGCCUUUAUGGUUCUAUGACCAGUUGGAGUUUUUAAAACCCACAUUAAGUUUCAUACAAGAGCUAGAGGAGGAGCAAAUGUUGGCUAAGCCUGAAUUAAAAGAUGAACAAAUCAUUACUUUAAUUAAUAUUUACAAAACGCAUCCCUGUUUAUGGGAUGAACAAGAUAUUUACUAUAACUCUGAUCAAAGGCGACAAGAAACACUGCAAACCCUUUUAAAAGAAGUCAAUGAAAAACUGCAAUCAAACUAUACUUUAGGCGAGCUGGAGGAAAAAAUUGAAUUUAUACACAAACUGGUGAAAAAAGAAAAGGAAUAUAUUAUAGAAUUUACCGCCACCAAUAAACCAGUUGAAGAAUACAAAUCAUCGUGUAAAUUUUAUGAACACAUUGAAUUUUUAUUUCAACAUUUGGGUCCGUUUAAAUGUCAAUUUUGUCCCAAGGUUCUGUCACACAUCUAUACAUUCCGCAUACAUACCGCCAAACAUGAUGGUUCAAAACCAUUUAAAUGCUCGGUUUGUCAAUAUGAAUUCACCCAAAAGCCUGGUUAUGUUAUACAUCUAAGACGUCAUACACAAGAUUUUCCUUUUGUUUGUAAAUAUUGCGGCAAAGGUUUUCCCUGUAAGAAGGAGCUUAAAUUACAUUUUCAAAAUCAUCCAGAAUAUGAAAAAGAAUUUAUAUGUGAUAUUUGUGGUGAGGGUUUUACCCAGCAAAAACUUCUUAAUUGGCAUUUAAAGGCUCACAACAAUAUACGGGACUCAAUCUGCAAUGUGUGCGGUAAAGGUUUUACCAAUUCGAAAUUGUUAUUUCAACACCGUACCGUUCAUAGUCAGCAGAAGAGUGUGUGUAAAUUGUGUGGCAAAACGUAUGCACAUUAUCGCGGUCUCUCGAGGCAUAUGACUAAAGAUCAUGGUACAACAGUUGCAGCUGUGGCAGCAGUUAUGGGUGAAAAGCCGAAAAAAAGAGUUCUAACUUUAAAUGAAAUAAAUUAAGAUGUUUUAUUUUUAUUGUAGAUACAUAAACAUAGUUUGUAAUAAUAGUUUUAUAAUAUGUAUUAUA
This is a messenger RNA of Lucilia cuprina (Australian sheep blowfly), 4365 nucleotides long. RefSeq lists its product as uncharacterized. Bases 69 to 4298 code for a protein of 1409 amino acids. The transcript has 8 exons. Lineage: Eukaryota; Metazoa; Arthropoda; Insecta; Diptera; Calliphoridae. The record is from RefSeq and is a predicted model, not a curated record. Gene Ontology annotation, cellular component: nucleus.